Molecule: messenger RNA, 954 nt
Organism: Liolophura sinensis
Lineage: Eukaryota; Metazoa; Mollusca; Polyplacophora; Chitonida; Chitonidae
Product: pancreatic lipase-related protein 2-like
Exons: 6
Coding region: 1-954 (317 amino acids)
Biological process (GO): lipid catabolic process
Molecular function (GO): lipase activity
Source: RefSeq, a predicted model, not a curated record
AUGAACCAUGUCGAGCAUGCCUGGAAUGCCUUAGGCCGAGCCAUCAAUGGCAGGGACUAUCAUUCGCGAACUCUACAGGAGUUAGCCCAGGCUCUGACUGAUAGGUGGACCGCCCUGCCCGUUGCCAUUAUGAAGAACCUUGUGGACACCGUAUAUGAAGAAUUUUUCACCUGCCUGCACGACGGAGGUCUGUUUUAUAGGUGGGAGAAAUGCACGGACAUUUUGCACGUUAUUGAGGAACUGUCCUAUGACGUCAACGUCUUCAGCGUCAACUGGUACGAGGGGGCGAACAGUCAGUACUACGGUCAGUCAGCGGCCAACACCCGUCGGGUUGGGGAGAUAGUUGCAGACUUUAUUCGACAGCUGAGGAAUGUUACGGGAGCUUCGUAUGACAGCCAACACCUGAUUGGGCUCAGUUUGGGCGCUCAUGUCUGCGGCUUUGCAGGGGCCAGUCUAGAUGGACAACUCGCUAGAAUUACAGGGAUGGAUCCUGCGGGACCUUGUUUCCGGUUUUCUGGCCCUGACAGCCGACUCAGCAAGGACGAUGCCGUGUUCGUGGACGUCAUUCACACGGAUGGAGAUCACCUUCUCCAAGGAGGCUUCGGAACUGAAUUGCCUAUGGGAGACGCCGACUUCUACCCUAAUGGCGGAGAAAACCAGCCCGGAUGUAAAAGGCUCGCCCAGCAACUCCUUGCCCUCAUCACAGACGGAUUCAAAGGGGUGGGAAGCGGCAUGAUGUGCAGCCAUCUGCGAUCCCAGCAUCUGUUCCGAAACUCCAUCAACCCUGCCAACUCCUUCAAGGCCUACCCCUGCGAUACACAGGACGAUUACGAGACAUGCACUACCUGUGGGACCAGGGGCUGUUCCAGGAUGGGCUAUCACGCAUCACCACAGCAGCAUGGAAUCUACACCCUGCGCACGCAAAGUGGACCUCCUUACAGCUUUGAUUUCUAG